CCUUCAUUCUAUCUAUCUGUUGGGUAGCAUUUGCUCCAAGAGAGAGUGAGAGAGAGUAAUAGGGCACAUUUGUUCGAAUCCCCCACAACAAGGAUGAGUUACCCCUACUACUCUCCUCCACCACCUUCACCACCUCUGCCAUGCUCUCCUCCACCACCACCGCCACCUGCCCCAUGUAACCCUGUAAGCUCACCACCGCCACCUCAUCACCACCACCACCACCACCAUCACCACCAUCCACCAAAACACUACAAUAGCCAUCCACCGCCACCACCACCGCUACCUCCGCCGCCUCACCACCACCAUGAUUAUCCGAAGCCACCAACUCCGUCACCACCACACCACCACCAUGACUAUCCAAAGCCACCAACUGCGUCACCACCACCACCGCACCAUCAUGACUAUCCUAAACCUCCACCUCCUUCUCCUACACCCCCACAUCACCAUGACUAUCCUAAACCACCACCUCCUUGUCCUCCACCACCACAUCACCAUGACUAUCCUAAACCUCCAACUUAUUCACCACCUCAAGCAGUACCACCCUCAGUUCCAGCACAACCACCAACCAAACAUGAGGCUCCACCACCUGAAUAUGUACAUCCACCAAAGCCCAGCCCAACUAUUCCACCACCACAAUCACCUCCGAAAGCUUAUCCACCAAAGAGCAACCAACCUCCAGUCCACCCUCCAAAGCCAUACCCUCCAAAAGCAUCACCACCAAGCCACCCUCCAAAGCCAUACCCUCCCAAAUCCUCACCACCAAAAAGCCAACCUCCAGUCCACCCUCCAAAGCCCUACCCUCCCAAAUCAUCACCACCACAAAGCAGCCACCCUCCAGUACAACCACCAAAGCCAUACCCUCCAAAAUCAUCACCACCAAAGCCCAGUCACCCUCCAAAGCCUUACCCUCCAAAAUCAUCACCUCCCAAAGCAUCGCCUCCAAAAAGCACCUACCCUCCAAAGGCAGCGCCACCAAAAUCCGCAUACCCACCAAAGGGUGCGACCCCACCUGCAUUCCCUCCUGGUUACUACACUCCUCCUACCCCUUUCAACGCUGUCCCGCCUUCAUCUGAAAUCGUGGCACCGCCACCGGGGAAAAACCACACCACUGUCAUCGCGGUAUGCGUCUCCCUGGGUGGUGCCUUCUUCCUUGCCUUCCUCUUAGUCGGCCUCUUUUGCUUCGCCAAGAAGAAGAAGAAGAGAGUGAUGGUUCCUGCAGCAGUUCCUUGUAUUGAGGAAGAAGAACAUCAACCAGAAGCAGUGCCAGCAGUAGGAGGAGGCGCAUAUGGUGCUGCGCCACCUCCAGUAGCGGUUCCUGUAGAGCAACACGGAUAUGGUGGUGGUGGCGGUGCAGCUGAGAUCGGGCCUUCUGGGCCGACAGCUUAUGCUCCUCCAGGUCAUCAUCCAAGUUAUUGAUAAUGCCACGUCAUUCUCGGGUUGCAAUAUUCGUACACGUUCAGUGUGAUUUCAUUGCAUUAUUCUUUAGGUUUGUAAUAAAGUUUGGUCGAUUGUUGAUU
Prunus persica (peach) is the source of this 1517-nucleotide messenger RNA. Its product is annotated as extensin-like. Gene Ontology annotation, biological process: plant-type secondary cell wall biogenesis. The record is from RefSeq and is a predicted model, not a curated record. The transcript has a single exon. Bases 94 to 1416 code for a protein of 440 amino acids. Lineage: Eukaryota; Viridiplantae; Streptophyta; Magnoliopsida; Rosales; Rosaceae.